Messenger RNA from Armigeres subalbatus, 1022 nucleotides. RefSeq lists its product as uncharacterized. Bases 140 to 952 code for a protein of 270 amino acids. NCBI's taxonomy places the organism in Eukaryota, Metazoa, Arthropoda, Insecta, Diptera, Culicidae. The record is from RefSeq and is a predicted model, not a curated record. The transcript has 2 exons.
AUUGUAAUAAAACACUGAUAAGGAAACUCGGACCACAUUGGCUCCAUAUCGUACAGCGCUGGACUCUAUUUGUGUAGUCUAUUUCUCAGUUUGUUACCCGCGGGUGUCGGAGAAGUUUUUGCGGUCGGCGUCGAAAAAGAUGGUGUCGUGGUCGCCAAAAUCCGCUCGGAUGCCGUUAGGCAGAUUAAUGGUGGUCAUUUGUUUGGCGAUUUGUGGUCCACUCGAGGCGAUUGUCGAUGUGCCAACGAACUGUAACCAGCACACGGACGUGACGGGGACAUUUGAUCAGUACUGGGCUCUGGAUGAGAUCGGGAAUGAGCGAUCGGAGGAUGUGCCGAUCGAUUUCUUCAUGUUCAUCGAGGUGCGGAACUUUGAUGAGGAGAUUGGUAUGCUGCUGUCGAACAAGGACCGAUCAUUCGAGUACCCGGAUUUUGCGAGGACCUAUGAGGUUCGAUUGGGGAACGUCUACACGGUGAUCUACAGGGAGACGAUCAAGAUGCAGGCCUACCACAGUCCGAAGGAUAAGCUAUUUCCAGGGGAUAAAUUCAAGAUAAGAUUCCGAAUUUUGAAGGAAGGCAACAUCACGAUCACUUUGGAUGAUAACGAUCGAAAGCCUCUUCUGAAUGUUUUCGAUAAGCAAGGCCCUUUGGACGUGAGGUACAUCAGCUUCUCGUCUCGGAUGAAUAUGUACCCAAUAACUUUCCACUUCAAGUGCGAUCAGCCGAUCGUGAGCACGGAGGACCCAUCAGCGAAUGCUCUGUGGGGAUGCCCAGUUUGUCCCAAGCAGAAGUGUGAAGUGGUGGUCAAGGCUUGUGCCGAUAAUAACAAGGACCUUGGAGCGGCGGACCCGGAGAGGCAAAAAUACUACUUCUACUUCAACAUGUAUCUGAGCAACAAGAACAAAGGAAAAGGUUCAACCGAUCGAUUGGAUCGAACGCCUUCGCAUAAUUGAAAGGGGUGUAAUUUAGGCGUACGAGUACACAAUUACCAGUUUUACCAGAAUAAAUACCCCCAAUUUAUCA